Molecule: messenger RNA, 2920 nt
Organism: Boleophthalmus pectinirostris (great blue-spotted mudskipper)
Lineage: Eukaryota; Metazoa; Chordata; Actinopteri; Gobiiformes; Gobiidae
Exons: 15
Coding region: 180-2777 (865 amino acids)
Molecular function (GO): calcium ion binding; protein binding
Source: RefSeq, a predicted model, not a curated record
UCACACAUUAGGACCAUGUGACUGCAGCCAGGCCCCAAACACACAAGCGCGCGCACACACACACAGAGGCAUGUUUGAAUGGGAAUAACAAGAAAACACUGAAACAUUUAAGACAAUCCUUAUUCAGUAUUGACCAAACAAUCAAUUUACUGUCAAUUUAACGCCAAACCUGAGCAGAAAUGUCCUUCAGCAGCACCGUUCCUGUUCUGUGCAGCUUCCUGGUGUUGCUUCUUCUUGGAAUCUCUCUCGGGCGCUGCAGUGACAUUUCCUUCUCUCUGUGUUGGUUUAACAAGAAUCAUGGUUUGGAAAGUCAGCGUUAUAAUAUCUGGCUGAACGGGACGGCGGUGGGCUCCAUACAGAGAGCAGAGAAAGUGACCUCGCUCACGGUGUACGCGGACAUAGAAAACAAACUCACCCUUCAGUAUGAACGCUCCACCGUCACCUGGGUCUUCACUCUCAACCAGCGCACAAGACGCACCAAAGUCAAAGGCACGGUGAAGCCGACAGAUCAGCCGACCAACGCGACUCUGGGUUUGCUGCAGAGGCUCAGUCGGUCUGAGGUGUUCGCCUGUGAAAACAGUACUCUGUUCUUCCACCAGGGGGGUGGCUUCUUUCUGGCCACUGGUUACACCACCCGUCUGCCGGUGAAGCUGGAGUCCAGGAGUAGCUCCAUGCUGCGUCUGUCCUGGAAGACCCCUCUGCCGCCUCCUGCCCCGGCCAAGGCUCACGCUGUGGGGCUGUACAGGUCUGAGCUGGCCUCCUUCAUCCUCCAGCGCCGGGAGACCACCAGAGACCCCCACCACCGGUUCACAGCACUGGACUCCUGCUCAGUGUAUGUGCCCUGUGUGGAGAUCUCAGGAACCCACUCGCUCACCUGUCUGUCCACUAUCACAGACCCGGACGAGCCCAGAGACCUGCAGGUGUCCUCGGUGAACAGCAGCAGUCUGUAUGUGUCCUGGGACUGUCCCCCGAACAGGAAGUACUCCGCCUUCCUCCUCACCGUGUACCGCCACCGCCCCACCCUCGCCACCAUCGCCCCGUCCCCGGCCCUUCCCCUCUCCACCCUCUCCACCCUCUCCACCCUCCCCACCCUCUCCACCCUCCCCCCUGUGGAGCGGGAGACACUCUUGGUCACGGAUCCUCUGGAGUGGACCUUCGCGGACCUGCCCCCCUGCUCGCGCCUCAGUUUCGGGGUGCAGACGGUGUGCGUGAGCGGAGCCGAGACGCGGUACAGCCCCGAGAUCAGCCACAAGGGCAACUCCGAUCAGUCGGACAUCUUGAACCUGGCUCAGUCCUCCUCUGGUCCGGACUGGGUCUCCGUGCAGUGGGAGGUGGGGCGGCUCUCGUCGGUGUCACGGUUCAGAGUGUCGCUUGACGGAGUGAAGCAGGGGAACACCUUAAAAACCAACUUCACUGUGAGGGGUCUGCAGCCCUGUCAUACCUACUCCCUGACUGUGGAGGCGCUGUGUGGAGAGGGGAUGGUCAUGGACACUCAGACGGUACAGGUGCACACAGUCCCUCGCGGCGUCUCCGGGCUCCAGUUUCUGCCUGACGAGUCCAUCGUUACUUGGAACCCAGGCUCAGAGGGACCAGACCCGGGCAUGUUCUUCAUGUUUGAACUGUCCCGGGCCGAUGGAGGACAGGUGCUGUGGUCCGGCAGGGCGUGGGAGCCGCACGUGCUCCUGCUCGCUCUGCAGGCGGGGCUCACGUACCGCCUGUCUGUGUGGGAGCACUGUGAGGGUCUGGGCUCCUCUGACAGAACGACUCUGGAGUUUCAACCUGAAAUAUCCUCAGAGCUGCAGCCCAGGGCACGAGGAGGGAGACCCCACGCCAAGAAACCACAAGAGCCUAAAAACAUGGUGAGUCUGGUGGUGCCCUGGACUCUCCCUGAAGAUCUGCAGGACGACACCUCAGAAUCUUGGACUCAGAUGGCCUCAAUCCUCCAACACAGGAUGGAGGAUCUGUUCAGAAGCUUGAAUCCUGCCGCUCAGGUGGAGCUGCUCAGCGUUGACCCAGCGAAGGCGCCGGAGAGCACAGAGUUCCUGUUUCUGACCCUGAAGAAGCCCCUCGGAGACAAAGGCCUCCCAGAGCCGCUGUGGCUUCAGGACACUCUGCCCUUCCUCCAGUCGCUCUCAUACAACAUCAGCGUCCAGGACGGGGCCAUACACUGGACAGGUGCAGACGAGUGCCUGUACAGCCCCUGUCCCCACAGCUCCAUCUGUCUGAACACUCUGGGCUCCUUCAGGUGUCUGUGCACAGACGGACACUACGACGUCAGCACCUUCCUGAGGAGACCUUCCCCCGUCUGCCACGAUAAAGGCAUGUUCAGUCGCUGUCUGGACAAACAGCUGAUGGGAGGAAUCUCCAAGCUGUACCUCCGCUCUCAGCUGCAGGGGGCGCUGCAGGUCUCUCUGAACCAGGGCCAGUGUGAAGUGAACCAGACUCAAGACUUUUAUUAUUUUAAAACACCGAGAGAACAGAGCCAGUGUGGGACCAGGAGACGGGUGAAUGAGACUCACAUCGAGCUCCAGAACCUGCUGACGGUGAGCGGAGGAGGGAGAGGGAGAGGAAGAGGAGGAGGAAGAGGAAGAGGAGUAGGAAAAGAAGGAAAAGAGGGAAAAGAGGGAAGAGGAGGAGGAGGAGGAAGGAGGAGGAGAAGGAGGAGGGGCAAAGGUCCGACUGGUGUGGAAGUGUCUGUAUCCACGGCAUUAUCUGCGCACGGCUCAGAUCGGAGUGGACCGGGACAGCCCCUUGUCCUUCCCUGUGGUGGUGUAUAACUCCUCUCUGGAGCUGCCUCUCUCCAUGAGUCUGUUCAAGGACCAGUCUUUCGUCUCCGUUUACUCUGACGCAGUGACGGUCACUCCAGACGACACUCUGCACUUCCAGGUUUCACUGCAGACUUCAGACCCCAUCCUCCGCG